AUGUGUGGCAUCUUCGCCUGUCAUCGUCACCCCGACGUCCAGAAAUUCAAGCCCACGGCCUUGAAGCUGGCAAAGGCUAUCCGUCACCGUGGCCCUGACUGGAGCGGCAGCUUCAUCUCCAACAAAACAAGUAGGUCGAGUCUGGUUGUUGCUGUGUGUUGUCCGACAAUUGACCGUCAAUCGCAGUCCUGUGCCAUGAGCGUCUCAGCAUCGUCGGCGUCGCCCCUUACCAACGAUGACGAGAGCAUCAUUCUUGCCGUCAACGGUGAAAUAUACAACCACCGUCUGAUUCGCAAGACCCUGAAGCACACCUACCACUUCAAGACUGGCUCCGACUGCGAGGUAGUUAUUCCUCUGUAUAUGGAGUAUGGCCUCGACGCCCCGAAGCACCUCGACGGCAUGUUCUCAUUUGUCUUGUACGACAAGAAGAACGACCGCACCAUCGCCGCCCGCGACCCUAUCGGCAUCACCACUCUCUACUACGGCUGGUCAUCAAAAGAACCCGAUGCGGUUUACUUCGCUUCUGAGCUGAAGUGCCUGCACAGCGUCUGUGACAAGAUCGAGGCCUUCCCUCCUGGCCAUGUCUACGACUCUUCUACGGGCAAGACCACAAGAUACUUUGAGCCCACUUGGUGGGACCCUGCCAGAGUCCCCGAGACACCCCUCGACUUGAAGUUGAUCCGCGAGAAGUUGGAGAAGUCUGUCAGGAAGAGACUCAUGGCUGAGGUGCCAUACGGUGUCCUCCUUUCCGGUGGUCUUGACUCCAGCUUGGUUGCGUCCAUUGCCCAAAGAGAGACUCUGCGGUUGAAGAAGGCGGCCCUCGAGGCCAAUGGCGGCGCACUCCCCAUGACGGAGAACCCCGACACUGGUGAUGGCAUGGUCGGUAUCGACGACGAUAACAAGCUGUCGACGGUCACAUAUCUGCCCCAACUCAACUCCUUCUCCAUUGGUCUCCCUGGAUCACCCGACAACAAGGCUGCCCUUGAGGUCGCCAAGUUCCUCGGCACAAAGCACCACGUCAUGACCUUCACGAUCGAGGAUGGUCUCAACGCCCUGUCCGACGUCAUCUACCACCUCGAGACCUACGAUGUCACAACCAUCCGUGCCUCGACGCCGAUGUACCUCCUGUCUCGCAAGAUCAAGGCCAUGGGCAUCAAGAUGGUGCUCAGUGGUGAGGGAAGUGACGAGAUUUUCGGUGGUUACCUUUACUUCCAUGCCGCCCCUGACAAAAAGGCCUUCCACGAGGAGACUGUUCGCCGUGUUAAGAACCUCCACCUUGCCGACUGCCUGCGUGCCAACAAGUCAACAUCUGCCUGGGGCCUUGAGGCUCGCGUGCCGUUCCUGGACAAGGAGUUCCUCGAGGCGACCAUGAACAUCGAUCCCCAAGAGAAGAUGAUCACCAAGGAGAAGAUGGAGAAGUACAUUCUCCGCAAGGCCUUCGACACCUCCGACGAGCCCGGUUCGGAGCCGUACCUCCCGGAUAACAUCUUGUGGAGACAGAAGGAGCAGUUCUCGGACGGUGUCGGAUACGGGUGGAUCGAUGCGCUCAAGGACAACGCCGAGAUCCAGGUUACCGACGAGAUGAUGAAGAACCCCAAGCCGGAGUGGGGCAACGACAUUCCGGACACCAAGGAGGCGUACUGGUACCGUCUUAUGUUCGACGAGCACUUCCCGCCGCAUUGCGCCUCGACCGUCAUGCGCUGGACCCCCACAUGGUCCAAGCAGACGGACCCCAGUGGCAGGUGA
Molecule: messenger RNA, 1746 nt
Organism: Colletotrichum spaethianum
Lineage: Eukaryota; Fungi; Ascomycota; Sordariomycetes; Glomerellales; Glomerellaceae
Product: putative aspartate-semialdehyde dehydrogenase
Exons: 8
Coding region: 1-1746 (581 amino acids)
Cellular component (GO): cytosol
Molecular function (GO): asparagine synthase (glutamine-hydrolyzing) activity
Source: RefSeq, a predicted model, not a curated record